Klebsormidium nitens is the source of this 3669-nucleotide messenger RNA. The record is from the annotation of a GenBank genome assembly. Lineage: Eukaryota; Viridiplantae; Streptophyta; Klebsormidiophyceae; Klebsormidiales; Klebsormidiaceae.
CUAGGACUCGUAGGAGCGGGAAAGGCCUUCAAAGGGCGCAUCUUUCGUGUGUCUGCUCGUCUGAAGCGCCCCAGAAAUGAUAGGAAGCAUUGGAGUCUUAUGUAUGAGCUGCUCUCACAUGGUGCCUUUUUGAAGCUCGUGAAGGCGAUGAAUUGGCUUGCUUUGCAUCUGGCCGGCACAACUGAUAGAAGCCAAUGACCACCUUUGAUCAGAGGUCGGGCCAGCCUGGUCUGUAUACAUGGGCUUGAGCAGUUCCCGACAGACGCGUCCAAAAACUAUGAGGCGGGCUGCUGCUAGUACGUUUGCUUAACACGCACGGCUAUAAACAUGGAGGGCACUCAUUGCUGCUCGCCUGCGGCUGUGGGUCAAACCCUCAGCCUCCAAACCUGGGCUUCACCUCGGUUCACCGCUAACCUUCUCUACACUCCCACCACGCCCCUCUUGCCCGCUUUCAAACCUUGCACUUACAGCCCUAGUAGAACUUUUCCGUGCACCCAAGCGUCAGAUUGGAGAGGACAAGCAGGAAUGGCAGGAGUAGCAAAGAGGUUUGGCAGCAUAGGCGCAGUUCCAGGGCAGGGGCCGGUUAGGCGGAUACCCGGCGGGUUAAGCAGCUGGGUUAGCAAGGGAAAGUUUUCUGCCGCGCGCCGGAGGGAUGGUGAUGCGCAGACUGCGGCAGGAGUGAAGGGUUACGUCCGCUCAAAGUGGGAGGAAGGACCUUGGGAGGCGGGAGCAGGUAUUUCCCAAACAGGUGCUUCCGAAAUGCCGGAUAACAGUCCCCGAAUUCCCAGUAGAAGCCCAAGUCUGAGGGGUUCUGUGAGGGCCGAAGGGGUUGAAAGUCAGCCUACCGAAGCUGCCCGCCCAAGUAGCGCACAAACUCGGGAGUCCAAAGCUUCUCCAAACGGAAAGCAGAAGACGGUCAAUGGCGCAAACUCUCGGUCACACGUCAACUCUGCUGUUACGAAAGCGUCCAUUUCUGGGGGGUCUGCUCGAGAGCCUACCCGGGCCCCCAAUGGAAACCCCAUUGGUUUCGAACUUGUGACGGUGGGGGGAAAGCAUGCAGGCGGUGCACCCAGGUUAGAUGCGAGUGAACGGAAACUUCGGAACAGUGCACACAGCUUGCAGAAUGAGUCAUCGGAAGAGGGCGGUGCUGACGCGCCAAGUUCGAUCGAGGCGUCAAGUACCGCAACCCCAUUUGCAGUGUCAAACCCAGCCCCUAACCCGGUUGUUAAUCAGGUCCUCAAUGGAGCGCCAGUUGCAGUUCCAAACCUAACCCGAAACCAGAUUCCUACCCCAGCCCCAAACCCUGUUCGGCGGAAGUGGGAGGAGCUUCUUCCGGAGCCCCCGAAACUCCUCGAACCGGAAGUAAAGCCCCAAAUCUCAUUGGCUGCUGUGACAGAAGCGCUGACAUCAGCAGCCGCGGAGCAGGAAGAGAGCCGGCGGAAGUGGGAGCAAGAAGUUGCCCUCCCCCCUAAAGAGCCCCCGCCGCCUCCCCCCCAAAAGAUCCAAAAGUCGCGUCUGGCAGCCAUUCUGUCAAGCGAGCGCGGCGCUCUCGAGAGAGACGUGCCGUCCCAGGGAGGUGGCAUUGAAAGAGGUUCGCCCUGGGGGGGUGGCGAUCCCUGGGCAGACGGCCCCCCGGUAAGGCAGGGUUUGCACUUCUUCAAGGAUGGGUUUGAACACGCGGAAGUGGAUCCGGAGAUCCGAGAGCGGCAAAUCGCGCAGUGGCUGAGUAACAGCGGUGUGGCGGGGCGGAAGCGGGGGGAGGAGUCUUCGCCAUGGGGCGAGAGCAGCGGGUUAGGAAGGGGGUUAGGGAGCGGGUUAGGAAGCGGGUCUGAGGGUAACCUAGAGAGGAGGUCACUAAGUCAGGGGCGGGUUAAUGGAGACGGGUUUGGUGCGGCGGGGCGCAGGUUGGAAAAGGGGCCAUUUUCUGGGACUAGGGGAUCAGGAAGCGGGUUAAGUCCCCGGUUAGGGAGCGGGUCACAGUCUGAUCCUGGUGCAGGUCAUGAGGGAGAAAGGCCUCAAGCGCGGCGUCAAUUGGGUCGGGCUGAAAGGGGGUCGAGCUUUGGCAUUGAAAGGGAAGCGGCGUCUAGGUUACGGCAAGAACGUGGGAACGAACGGCCUAGAGAGAGGCUUCGUUCCGGUCCCUCAGAAAGUGGGUUUAGCCCUGAGUUCGGGGGAAACUUGGAAUCUGAGGUGAGCGACGGGUACAGAGGAACUGGCUUGGACAGGAGGCGCCAGUUCGAACCGUCGGAAAGCGGGUUAAGCCAUGGGUCAAGGAGUGGGUCAGCGUCUGGGUUUCUGGACGGGUACAGAGAUGAGAGGAUUCCCAGUCCCAGGCAACCAAGGGGGGUAGAGAGUGGGUUUAGGCGGAGGGUUGACGAGAACGACGAGGGUCAGUUCGAAGGUUACGGGUCGCGAAAGGGCGAGAGUCGGCCAAGCGGGCCAGGCAGCGGCCAAUGGGAGAGUGACAGCUGGCAAGGUCUGGCGAAAGAAGUGGAGGAGGAAAGCCCUUUUGGGCCGUCGGAAGAUGCUUUCAAGAGGCGGACAAGGAACCGCAGCCGUUUUCCCACCGUCGAAGUAGACCGCGAUUCUUGGCUCCUCGGAGGACCGCGACCGAAUUCGACGAAACGAGAAGACGACGCCCUAACCGAACCCGGUUACCCCGCUAACCCAGACCUCGAGGAGGGGGUGGUGGAAGAAGCAAGCGAUCUGAUUGGUGGGCGGGAGUUCGUGCGGGUUAGGUUACCGAGGCAGGACGAUAACCCGGUCGACGUGGCGGAUUUACACCAGGCGAUCAUGCAGCGGGAUUUCAGCCGGCUUUGGUGGCUGGUUGAGCAGAAAGGGGCGGACGUUAACCAGUUAGAUGACCGAAUUUUGGGGUACUACACGACGGCCCUCCACGUGGCAUGCGAGAUUGGAGACCCGACAAUGGUUAUCCGGUUGAUCGAAAACGGGGCGAGGGCGGAUAUUGCCGACGAGUUUGGGCGGUUUCCGAUCGUCAGCGCGCUGAUCGGAAAAGAGGGUUACGUAACCAAGAUGGCGGUUAUCGAGGCGUUGCUGCAGACCGGGGUGGGCGUGCAGCAGCGGAACCCGCUAAACGGCAAGUUGCCAAUCCACUACUCCGUGAUCGGGCCGAGUGACGUCAUCGUGUAUCUGAAAAGCAAGGGCGCCAAUCUAGACGCUAAGGACCUUGAGGGCCGCACGCCGCUGCACGACGCGCUCGAGGUCCAAGACCCAAACGACCCCGCGUUUCGAAACGUCGAGUAUUUACUGGGGCUAGGGGCGCGGCCGAAUAGCGUAGAUAAGCAGGGGAAGACCCCGUUGCAUAUCGCGGCGGAGCGGCACGAGUAUGUGCGUUGUAAGGAGUUGCUGAGGUGGAAGGCGAACGUGAACGCAAGGGAUCGGAGCGGGCGGACGCCGAUGCGGUACGUGCGGCCGCAGCCGUAUGGCGAAGACUCGAUCAUCUCCCUGUUCCAGCGCUUUAGGGGCCACCUAUAACACCCCCGUUGUGUAAACGUCCAACUAUAACACGAGUCCCAUUUCGGCCGAGCUCUGUCCCUGCCGUAAAUCUGGAUUCGUAAGGUCAAUUCGAUUCAAUUGAUGUCGCUUGGCUUCAAAGUGUCAACUUUUGUAUUCAUUCGGACAAUGGAGUUGGUGAUCAACACCAGAGAG